Molecule: messenger RNA, 1994 nt
Organism: Oxyura jamaicensis (ruddy duck)
Lineage: Eukaryota; Metazoa; Chordata; Aves; Anseriformes; Anatidae
Gene: MEIOB
Product: meiosis specific with OB-fold
Exons: 18
Coding region: 347-1762 (471 amino acids)
Biological process (GO): resolution of meiotic recombination intermediates
Molecular function (GO): single-stranded DNA 3'-5' DNA exonuclease activity; single-stranded DNA binding
Source: RefSeq, a predicted model, not a curated record
CUUGCUGCAGGAUCUGCCCUAGGCGUGCAGGGGGCAGAGGAGCUGUCCUGGAUCGGGGAAGGAUCCCCUUGCUGUUCCCUGAGGCCUAGAGCUGGCCCUUUAGGCUCGGUCACACAUGGAGGGGCGCAAAGGCCGUUUCCCGCCCAUGGCGCCCGCCGCCAUUUUGUGUCUCAGUCCCCUCCCGGUCCCCUUCCCCUCCCUGCCUCCUGUUUCCCUCUCGGCAGCCGGCGGGGCCGUGAAGAGGGUCUGAUCCUGGGUGGUGCUGAGCAGGUGCUAAGUGCAGCUUCCCUCCGCUGAUGCCGGGAGCUUAACUCGUGCCUCUGAGGAGAGGAUAAACGACCGAUAAAUGGCUUAUUACAGUUCAACCCGGGACUUUGUUGCACUUUCAGAUCUGCAUCCAAAUCUUGCUCGUCCUAAUGUAAUCGGUGUGGUUAUUGGGAAAACAGAUGUCAGAGGCUUUCCAGACAGAAGAAACAUCGGGUCUGAAAGAUACACCUUCGGUUUCACUAUUCGUGAUUCACCAACUUAUUUUAUAAAUGUUAGUUCUUGGGGCAGAGAAGAAUACAUUAGAUUGCUUUCAGAAAGCUUUAGAGUUGGUGACUGUGUUACAAUUGAAAAUCCUUUAGUCCAGUCAAAGGAAGGAGAAAGGGAAGAAAAAUUCAACCCUGCAACUCCCAGUUGCUACAAAUUGCUGCUCAGUGAAAAUCAUUCAAUGGUGAAAAUUUCUUCAUGUUACGAAAUGGACACCAAACUACUUUCUCUGUUGCAUCUACCUGUCAAGGACCCACAGGAUUAUUAUUCGCUGGGUGAUAUCGUUGCAAACGGACAAAGCCUUGAUGGAAGAAUCCUUAAUGUGCUUGCAGCUGUAAUGUCAGUUGGGGAGCCAAAGUAUUUUAUGACUUCAGACAAAAGAAAAGGUCAGAGAUGUGAAGUGAAGCUGUAUGAUGAAACAGAGAUGUCUUUUCCAAUAGUAUGUUGGGAUAAUGAGUCUAUCCAGCUUGCACAAAGUUGGAUCCCACGAAAAACAGUAAUAUUUGCAGCAGAUGUGAGAAUAAAUUUUGACAAAUUUAGGAAUUGUAUGACUGCAACUGUGAUAUCAAAGACCAUUAUUACAACUAAUCCAGAAACUGCAGAAGCAAAUGUUCUCUUCAGCUUCAUAAAAGAGAGUGCACAAUCAGGAGCUUUGCAUGAUAAAAUGGAGGAGCAAUCAAAAGAAUCCAUUAACUUGGAGACUAUAGUUAACGUUUAUACUGUGAAGCAGCUGAAAGAAAAAGCUUUACAGAGCGAUGGGAAACUUGAACCAGUCUUUGGCAUUAUUUAUGGCUACAUUUCUACAUUGGACAUUGAUGAUAAUGUAUCUAAAGUUAUUCGGAACAGAUGUUCAAUAUGCCGUUUUGUGGUGAAUGAAAUGUCAAACACAUGCACUUUCUGUGGUGACAUCUCUUCAAAUUCAGAGUCAACUUUUGUGAGCUUUGACAUCCUCGUUAAUCUGACAGACCAUACAGGCACUCUUGACUCUUGUUACCUGUCUGACUGCGUAGCUGAGGAAACAUUAGGCUGCACUGUUCAUGAGUUCCUCACCCUAACAGAAGACAAGAAGACUGCGUUGAAAUGGCAACUUCUUCUGGAACGAAGCAAGAUUUAUUUUAAAAUCACUUUGUCACCCAGUUGGAGAACUGGUCUGAAGGUGAAUAUACUUUCAUGCAAACUGGCAGACCCUACAGAGGCAAGUCAGAGCUUGUUGGGAAAAAGAAAGAGAUGAAACCAUGUGGACUGGUAACAGCUGGGAAAAGACCAUUUCCUCACUGCAUUAUUAGAGGUAGAAGGUUGUUGUGGUAUUUUGCUACGUAUGUUCUGAUGGUAGAGAAGGAAUAUGCAUUACUAAUUGUUUUAAGUGGUCUUCUGUGGUGUUAUUUUUUUUGAGUGAUUGUACUUUGAAAAGUAGACUAAGUCCCUGGUCAAAGAAAAGUUAGUUCUGCUGAAUUCAUCCCCUU